Messenger RNA from Zymoseptoria tritici IPO323, 1452 nucleotides. RefSeq lists its product as uncharacterized. Gene Ontology annotation, biological process: intracellular glucose homeostasis; glycolytic process; glucose 6-phosphate metabolic process. The annotation marks the transcript as partial. Gene Ontology annotation, cellular component: cytosol; mitochondrion. The transcript has a single exon. NCBI's taxonomy places the organism in Eukaryota, Fungi, Ascomycota, Dothideomycetes, Mycosphaerellales, Mycosphaerellaceae. Gene Ontology annotation, molecular function: mannokinase activity; ATP binding; D-glucose binding. The record is from RefSeq and is a predicted model, not a curated record.
AAGAGCAUGGACGAAUAUCUGCACAACGUGCGGAGCCAAUUCGAGGCUCCGCUACAUAUUGAUCGACUGCUGGAGAUUUCAAAACAGCUACAACAAGAAUGUAGAGAUCGAUUGCAGGCUUCGGACAUCUCCAUGCUUCCCUCAUAUCAGCGGAGUCUUCCUACAGGAGAGGAACGGGGAGACUUUCUCGCAUUGGAUGUCGGUGGUUCGACGUUCAGAAUAGCUCUCAUCAGAUUGGCUGGAAAGACGAAAGCAGAGCACAGCUCUACUUGCUCUGCCACACACACCCCAGACACACCAUGUCGCUCCGACAGUCUUCAGAUCCGCCGGAUACGAACGUUCACUAUUGAUGAGACGGUACGGCGUCUCCGUGGCGAAGCAUUCUUUGACUGGAUGGCCGAUCGCAUUGGCGAUAUGCUUCAUGAGUACAACCAUAUCCGGGGCACCUCCAAUGCUCAUCUCCCAAUGGGUCUUGCUUGGUCCUUUCCAAUCGAGCAGACCUCUCCUCAUUCCGGCCGGCUACUCGCAAUGGGUAAAGGCUUCCUCGCAACGCACGGCGUCGAGAACCAAGAUCUUUCCUCCCUCAUCAUGCGAUCUUGCCGCGCGAAGAAGCUCAACGUCGAAAUGCGUGCAAUCGUCAACGACUCUGCCGCAACACUCCUCGCACAAUCAUACCGCGAUUCUUCAGUCCGUAUGUCGCUCAUCCUCGGAACAGGCACAAACGCAGCUGUCUAUCUCCCGGUAUCCUCCCUUCAUCCGUCUAAAUUCGGCGACCGCCCUGAAUCCUGGUUCUCAGACACUACCCAUGUCCUCGUCAACACCGAGCUUUCCAUGCUCGGUAAACGCUCAUUACCACGAACACACUGGGACGACCAGCUCAAUGCUUCACAUCCUUUGCCGGACUUCCAACCACUAGAAUACCUCAUCACAGGCCGCUAUCUUGCAGAGAUCUUUCGUCUUGUUCUCCUCGAGGCGGAGGGGUCAAUAGUGGACUUCUUCUCGCUACCUCCUGCCUGGCGGACGACACCCUACUCAGUCGACGCCUCACUUCUUGCGAUCUUCGAAGCAGACACAACGCCCACGCUAUCCCUGUCCCGAGCCGCGAUACUUCCUCACUACCCGCCCGACUCAAAAACCCAAAUAUUGGCACCCGAUCUGUCCUUUCUCCGUUCCAUCGCACAAUCCAUCACCUGCCGGGCAUCGACAUAUCUUGCGACUGCCCUGCACGCUCUUUGGGUUGUGCGUUGUGAAGCUGAAGGCCUGAGACCUACUACGGACCAGAGUCGGGUCAGUGUGGCGUGUGCGGGCAGCAUCGUUGAAAAGUACCCCGGAUACAGGCAGCGGGCUCAGCGGGUAUUGGACGAGCUCUGUGGAGUCGGCGAAUGCGAGGAGGGCUACGUGAGAUUGGGGUGUUCCGGGGAGAGCAGUGUCGUUGGGGCGGCUGUUGCUGUC